AUGGUUGGGGGGGGUUGGGGACCGGGUGGACCACAAGCACCAGAUGUUUGGGGGCCUGGUGGACCACCGCCAGGAGGUUGGGGACCAGGAAGACCACCAGGGGGGUGGGUGCCAGGGGGACCUCCACCAUCAGGUGGCUGGGGACCGGGUGGGCCGCCACCAGAUGCAUUCUACGGUGGUCCAGAUCCAAAUUAUGUUGGUAAUCCAAUGGCUGGUAAUCCUCAAAUUCCCCCAAUGGGUUAUGGACCCAUGUCAGGCCCACCAGAUCCUCAAGGAUUUGCAACAAUGCCCAUGAUGCCAGGCUAUGGACCAGUGGGUGAAUAUGGUGCAGUGGCCAAUUAUGCCACUAUCCCUCCUCCGACGUGGCCAUCUGAGGCCAGCACUUGUGUUCCAUCAAACCAAGAAGUGAUUGUCAACCCUGCCCCAGACCAGCCAGCAUGGAUUAAAGCCUUGAUAUCUGGCCCGGAAAGCACUGAGAAAACCACUGAGUCCACAUCUCCGAAUGAGUCAAACCAGCCCAAGGAUGAGUCCAAGAAGCCCAAGAAUGAGUCCAAGGCCAGCACAAAGAAGGCUAAACCACAAGGAUUACUUGGGACAAGAACCUUUGACAAGCCUCCUCCUGGAAGAUCCACAGGGAUCAUUUCAUUCAUUGGGCCAAGCUACGGUUUUAUUGAAAGAGAAGACCUAAAGAAAUUCACCUUUAGCUUUGAUGCAUUUUUUGGGAGUCGAAAGGCCUUGGCACCAGGUGUCAGAGUUCACUUUACAGCAUGCAAAGAGAUGUCUAAUGAGAUUGCCACUGAUGUGAAAGUGGCCCCGGGUGGAACUGAGAAUGUUGACACUGAGAUAUACGAAGGAGUUGUCAUCGAAAGUUAUACUGAAGCGCAGAUUGGUGUAAGGCAGAAACCCGGAUAUAUAGAAGUCAAUGUUGGUCCUGAGAAAUCCAAGUUGCCUUACGAGAAACGAGACUGCACGGUCACUCUGUUGGCAGGGGACCAUGUUCUGAUCAAUCUCUUAACUGACAUAGUUACCCAGAACAAGAGAGCCACCAACAUCAAGCCAAAGAUUCCUGCCACGUUUAAACAUACAGAGGAGACGAGAGAAAAGGGUGCUAUCUUGGACAUGAAGGACACAGAAGGUAUAAUUGUGUCAGAGGACCACCCUAACCUGCCCUUUGACCUGACUGAAAACCUGGGUGAUACAGAGUUCAGCCCCACAGAUGAAGUGGAGUUUACUGUCAUCUCAGUUAAAGAGAAAAAGAAGGCUAUUCGAGUCAGAAAGCUGAAGGGAGGAUCCGUGAAAUUUGAUUCUGAGACCCAAAGUGUGCUGGAGGAGGUCAAGGAAAAAGAGGAGAUCAAGAAGAAAGAAGAGGUUGCUCUAGCCAAAGACAAGUGGAAGCCAGUGAGCUCGGAGUUGCCACCUGUGAUGACUGAGGUUGUGGAGGACAUCAGUAAGGAACAGUAUGAGGGAACAGUCCUCAAAGCUAUCCUCAAGAAUCCUCAGCAGCUGCCAGCAGAGGGACAAGAGUCUGAGAAGGGCAAGUUGGUGAUGACACUGGCAGGUGAACAGAAGCAGUUAACGUUUGAGCCACAAGACAUUCGGACCGCUGCCACCAUGUUGGACGGCGAUAAGAUCAAGUUCAACAUCUCGACCCACAGAGAAACCAAGAAAGAGCGGGCAGUCAACGUCAAUAUUUCACCAGAAACAUUUGCGGAAUCAACUGAACAACGUCGAACGGGUAUGGUGGUGGAGAUCGAGGACCUGUCGGGGGUCAUUAAAUGCCAGCAAAACCCUCAGCUUUUUUUCCACAUGUCUGAAGUGAUGGAGUUUAAAAAACUGGAGCUCAACGAAAAGGUGGAGUUCAGUGUCAUCCCACAUGAAACGGCGGAAGGUGGGAGUCAGGCAAUCAGGAUCAAACGUCUGACUGAGAGAGUCUUCCUCCCUGUGCCCAAGCUAGGGGGAGUGGGAACCAAAAAAAUAAAGAAGCAGAUGACUAUCAAGCUAAUGAAGGAUUCUACCACCAAUAUCGAUGACAAGGGCAAACCAGAGGACAUGAAAAAAAAACUUCCAACCGAGUCUGACAAAAUGAAAGCCGUUGUCAAAACCCUGAGGUCAAAGGACAACAAGCCCAGCACGGGACGUAAAGACAGCGACAGCAGGCGACGGCGAAACGAACGCAGCAAGAGCCGCAGCAGGAGUCCCGGUAAAGACGCGUUCGGCCGCCACAGGAGAGCGCCGAGCUUGAGCCGGGAGCAAGAUAGACACAGCCGGCCCAGGCGCAGUCGGAGCAGGGAGAGGUCGCGCAGACGCAGCCGCAGUCACAGCAGGAGCCGGAGCAGGAGCAGGGAGAGAAUGGGCUCCAAGGGACGCAGCAGCAGGGAGUAUGAGGGCAGCGGUCAGAGGAGGAGCCGGGACUCCAGCCUGCCUCCAGGGGAACCCAGGCACGGCGGAGGAGUGGACCAGGAGCUCGCCAGGAAGAAAAGGGAGCUUGAGGAACUCAAUGAUAUGAUCGCUCGCCGUAAAGCCAUGGUGACCAUGGCGCCGCCGAGGGGAGGCAUCGUGGAUAUGAGGCCAAUGGAAAAGACCUGCAUAGACUACGACCAUGGCAGGAUCGCUGUCCCAAUCACCGAAUUCAAGCCAGUGAAAUCCAUUCUGAAGAAACGCACUGAAAGUGUUUCUGGGCCUUUGUUCCCAAUUAAGAAUGAACCCCCUGAUCAUGACCAGUACCACUACAACCCACCUACACUUGACCAUAUUCAGUCAUUCGAUUCACCAGAACAAAGCCAUCUUUUGUAUACCCAGAGAUCCAGUAAAAUGUCAUAUUAUGACGAUUCCCCAUAUGAACAAACUUCGGCACAGGAUCAUUUUUAUCAAAGCCAAUCUCUUCAAGAACAUUCUGCUCCUGUCAACACACACACUGCUUAUCAGACUCCCCCAAGUCAACCUAAUCCCAGUCAACCCACUCCAAAUCAACUGUCACCUCAGCAAACUCCACCUAGCCAAUCUCCUCCAUGCCAAUCUCCCCCUGGUCAGCCUUCCUCCAAACAGAAUCCACAAAGCCUCCUUUCCAGCCAGUCCACCCUCCAUCCCAUUAUCCCUAAACAACCUUCCCCUGGCCCGUCUUCAUCAAGUAAACGUAAUUCCUCUCCUCCCAGCCAAAAGUCAUCCCCUGAAGAAAAACGUAACUUGACCACCCAGAUCAGCAGAUUUCUUAACAUCCUCAACAAAGGCGUGGACACCAGUCUUUUCUCAACAAUUGUUCAGGAGGCUCAAGAUGAGAUUUCAGUGUUGGCAGAGAACACCCAGGUAGUGCCACAGAGCCACCCUGAGCUAAAUGCUGGCAAAUACGACCCUCACAGUGUAAGAGAGGCAGACCCGGAGAAGACAUUCAGUUUCAGCCGCGACGUAUUAAAAUCUCCUGAUGAACACGACAGCUGCAAAACUACUGACCACAGUCAAGAUGAUCUGUUGCCGCAUGAGAGAGCUAUCCAGGAUGGUAGUGGAUUUUCUCGAAUACUGAGCAUGGCGCAGGAGAAAUAUUCUCCCAGUGCCUACCAGAAAGCAACCGACUUGGAUGAAGAUGAGAAGUUCCUCUACCAUGGUAAGGGCUCUGCAGCUGAUGGUGAACACUACAAAAGGUCCUCGGGGUCAAGGGAAAGGCAGAAACCAGUGAGGGAAGGCAGGAAAUUGAGUCCAACUAGACAGACCAGGGAGGGUAGUACCAGCAAAUCUGAGCAUUUUGACAAGAUCCAGAGCCUUCUCCGCACCAUCGGCCUGAAUCUUGACACAGGAGAGGUCUCCAAGCUGGCAGACAGGACCCAGGAGAGACUCUAUGGACGAACAGAGAAAUCAUCUUCAGAGCGCUCAGAGAGAGAGCGGGAACACUCGUCAUCGAGGAGAGAUGAUCGACAUCGGAGUCGUACGCGCUCCGCCGACUCUGAAAAUCUCCGGUCCACCUCCCCUGCAAGGUUGUCCAGUCGAAAACCAUACUCCAGCUACGAGCCUACGUCCGAAUAUAGUGGGUUCCUUGACCAGAAAGAAGAGGAAGCCUUGGAGAAGGCUAGACAGAUGCAGAGCCUCACCAAGACUGUGAGGAACGCACCCGAACAGACAAUGCCCAUCACCCCUCCGUCUAACCCCACCCCUGUCACGUCCUCAUCGUCACUGUACCCAGAUCAACUGCCUGGCUAUUCUUAUUCCACCACCGACUAUGGCUGGCACCAGGGGGCUAGCACACAGUAUACCAUACCACCAACCUCUGCUGCUCCCUCCUCAUGUCAACAGGCACCUGGGGUGUACCAGCAAGCACAAUACUCUUCCUACGUUGGACACACAUCUAGCCUGCCUACCCAUUAUUACGGGCAGCCACCAGCAGGUCCUCCCCCCGUAUCUCCUUAUCCAUUACAUUCUUUAGCUCCCAUAGUUCAGUCUACUUCCCUUGCAAAACCUCAACAAGUAAAUACCUUGAUACAGGUUACGCCAAUGACUUCCACAAGUGAUGACUCCAAGCAGACGGUUGUAGCCACAUCCGUCUCUAGGUGCCUCAAGGUCAUUGAAACUGUCAAAAACAAGACGGUACAGAAAGAGUCGCCUAAACCAGGGAAGGUGGUCCAGUUCAAUUUGCAGUCCUCCGAGGCAGCACAGCCGCAUGCUGCAUCAACCGUGGGUAAACAAGCCUCGUCAGGAUCAGAGGAUGAUAUCGAGGCCAAACAAAAAAAACGGCUGGAACAAUUUAACCAGAGGAUGAUGGAGAAGAGUAAGCAACAAUUUACCCAGAGGAUGAUUGAUAAGCAGCAAAUGAAGGAUUUGCGGGCUCGAAACAAAAAUCAGAACAACCCACCAGGCAAAGUUAUCAGCACCGAGCCUAAGAACAUAUGGAUUUGUGGUCACUCGCUUAUUUAUUGGGCAGAGAUGAGGGCCAAGUCACCCGAGGUAGGUAUGCAGCUGGGCAUGGACCCCAGCAGUGUGGUUGUGUGGUGGAAGGGCAUGCAGGGCAUGACAUGGCCACAGCUCCUGCCCCAGCUGCUCCAGCUAAAGAUCAAGUGGCCUAACCCAGAUGUGAUCAUCAUGCACCUGGGUGGCAAUGAUCUGGGCACUGAUAGCCCUACUGAUCUUCUAGCCUCUGUGAAAAAAGACCUGACCUCCAUGAGAAGUAUUUUCCCACAAUGCCUGUUGGUCUGGUCAGAUAUCCUGCCCCGGAGGGUCUGGAGGCACUCCGAGGACAGUCUUGAAGUGGACCUGGUCAGAGCCACCGUCAACCGCAGGGUUCACAGCAUUAUAGCUGAGCUAGGUGGCACUGCUCUUACCCAUGACAACAUCAGGUGUGGUACUGAUACAGGCCUGUACAGGCCUGAUGGAGUUCAUUUGUCUGGGAAAGGUAUUGAUACCUACAACCUGAACCUGCAGGACUUUCUGGAGAAGUGGGAGAUGGAGGCAAAUAAUGCCACUGAGUAAAGUUAGGUGUCCUUCAAUUGGACUAUGUUUUUAUCAUUUCUGUUUAUUCAGUGCUUAGUUCCAUAAUGACCUGAACACUCGCACACAUUUGUGUAUCUGUGAUGAUUUGAUUGACACUAACUGCUGAGCAAGUUUGGUCUUGGAGAAAAAUAGUUUUAAACUUAAUUCAAUCAACAACUGACUAUCAGGGACAUCAAUUACAUUAAAUGCAUUUAUGGUUGUGUUUAAGGUCAUAAAUGUUUCUGCAGUAUUGUAAUUCAAUGUGCCUGAAGAUGCAUCGUAGGCCAACAAAAUAUCAAUGUAAGUGUAGAUUAGAAUGUUUUAAUAAACUAGUUAUCAGUUCGUUCAGUAUAAUCAAUUAUAAAUAUUUUCCUCACUAUUUGCCUGACUGUUUCUGGUUACUGACUGGUAUUCAGCAUAUUUUGAUUUGAGCACACAUUAGUUUGUCUGCCAAGAAAAUAAACUUGAUGAUUGGGAA
Osmerus eperlanus (European smelt) is the source of this 5929-nucleotide messenger RNA. RefSeq lists its product as uncharacterized. Lineage: Eukaryota; Metazoa; Chordata; Actinopteri; Osmeriformes; Osmeridae. The record is from RefSeq and is a predicted model, not a curated record. Bases 1 to 5451 code for a protein of 1816 amino acids. The transcript has 19 exons.